CCCUCUUCACUCCCACCCCCUCCUCCCUCCUUCACACUCACUCCGCCGCUUCCGCUCCCUACUCCGCCUCCUCUCCUUCAUCAUGCUAUUUCCCUUCCCCCAACUCUUCCAUUUCUGUCACGGCUCCCCUUCAUCUCCUUCCCUCCUCCACUACUCCUCCACUCUCCCUCCUCCUCCUCUUCAUGUCCUCUCUCUGUCCCUCACCUCCCCCACUCCUCUCUGCUCUCUCUCCCUCCAUCUCUGCUCUCCUUCAUAAUGCCCUCUCUCCUCCCUGCCCCCACCUCCUCUACUUUUCUCUCCGCUCUCCCUCCCUCUUCACUCCCACCCCCUCCGCCCUCCCUCCCUCUUCACUCCCGCCGCCUCCUCUCUCCCGCUUCUGCUCCGUACUCUGCCUCCUCUCCUUCAUCAUGCUCUCUCUCCCUUCCCCCAACUCCUCAAUUUCUGUCACUGCUCUCCUCUCCCUCCUCUCCUUUAUGCUUUCUCCCGCUGCAUGCUGUCCCUCCUCCUGCUCUCGUUCAACAUGCUCUCUCUCUCUCUCCCUCCCCCCACUCUCCCCUUCCUCAUGCCCUCUGCCUCUGCUCCCCCUCUCCUCUGCCUCUCUCCCACUCCCUGCCAUCCCUCCCCUCCCUGCUUUCCUUCCUCUCCUUCAUUUCUAUCACUGCUUCCCUCUCUCUCCUCUCUCCUUCAUGCUCGACCCCUCCUCCUCCUCUCACCCGAUCCAUUCCCUUCCUCUCUCCCCCUCCACAGGAGGAAAGCAGAAGCUGGGUCCUGCAUUUGGAGGCGUGUGGGAGGAAGGAGGAGGAGCAGCCGGGGAAGUAGCAGGGGGAGGCUGGAAGGAGGCACGCCAGAUGUACCUCAUCCAUGUCCCUGGGGACGAGGAGGAAGAAGAAGGAGAACUAUUGGAGGAGGGCUGUAUUUCGGGAGAGGGGGAGGAGACGGACAUCAUCAAAGAGGAGUCCGGUGAUAUGGUGGAUGGGGGUUACCAGCCUGCGUCUCUGCGGCUGAUCAAGGAAGCCCUGAAGAUGGACCCACCCAACCAGAACUGCCAUGGAUCCAGAACCCACAGCGAAGUAGGAGACAUGGAGCUCAGCCCUGUGGCCCUGAAGCGGCCCCUAGCCGUGAGGCCUGAAGAGGGGGAUGAGGAGGAGUGGGACGUGGGGUCCCCUCCAACGGAGGUGUCAGAGGGGGCGCUGAGUGUGGUGGACCUGAGUGGGCUGGAGACGGCCCUGAGGGCAGAGAGGGGGCGCGAGCAGGCAGCCCUGAAGAUCCCCCCCACAGCAGGCUCCAACCAUGGCUCCAGGACCCCUGAUCCGGAAGUAGUGGCAGACAGUGAGUUCAGCCUGGGCCAGAAGUACAUUGGUCUGGAUGGGCUGGAACAGAAGGGGGAGCUGGAAAGUCCCACAGCCUCAGAGAGGGACUAUGGUGAUGCCCUGCAGGUUCACGGUGCCCGUCUGAAGGAAUUACAGGGGUCACUGCCAGUGGGGGCUGGAGGGGAGCUGCAGCCACGCUGGCCCAAGAGGCUGAGGGAUGGUGAGGGGAUGGGGGAGCAGGGAGGCUCAGACGAGGGCCUACAUCACCUGUCUGCUCCGGGUAGCGUGGAUGACAGUGGUGAGGAGGAGACAGGGGACCUGAUGCAUUUCUGCAUGCAGUGCGGCGGGGGCUUCGCCAACGAGGCUGAGCUUGAAGAGCACCCUUGCCCCCUGGGGGACGCCCACCUGCAGGAAGGAGGGACAGAGAACACCCUGUUCCCCUGCGCCUCGUGCGGCCACGCCUUCAGCCAUGCCUGGGCCCUGAAGAACCAUGAGUGUGUGUGCGCAGCCGAACGGCCCCACCGCUGCGAGCUCUGUGGGAAGGGCUUCACCCACUCUCGCUCGCUGGAGAGGCACCAGGUGGUUCACACUGGAGAGAGGCAGCACUGCUGCCAGCAGUGUGGGAGGAGCUUCAGUCGCCUAGGCAACCUGGAGAGGCACCAGCGGAUUCACACAGGCGAGCGUCCGUACGGAUGCGAGGCGUGCGGGAAGCGCUUCAGCAGGGUAGAGUACCUGAAAAGACACCAGCUGAUCCACAGUGGAGACAGAGACAAGGCCGGCAGCGCUCACCAGUGCUCCCAGUGUGGAAAGAGCUUCGGCGAACCAGAGCAGUUAAAAAACCAUGAGUGCUUUUCAUAACAUUUUGAGACGUUUGAUAAUUGAUAUUUACCAGGAUUUCUUUGGAGAGGGAAAAUUGAAUUUGCUGACUAGGGUAGAAGUUGCUCCCUAAUCAGAGAGAAGAUCAACAUAAGAUAAUUUUAACCUAGCCUCAAUCCCGAAGUUUGCCAUUAGAAAUCUGUAAAGCUCUGACCUUGUAUCAGUUGUUGGGGACACAUUCUACCUACUCCAAAAAAGUGGAACAAAGACCAUGCUGGUCAUCCAGGGACAGGUUGAAAUGAACUGUCGUGAUUGUGCACAGAGAAACCUGUGCUUUUAUUUAUGUUUCUCAAUACAUUGUAUCUUUUACUAUAAGAAAUUAGUAUCUUCACUGAACAUCAAUCAUGACCUUGUUGAUCUUGACUAUCAAUGAUAAUAACAAUUUGGUAUUUUGUACUAUUUGUUUUUCAGUAUUAUCCAUCAGGAAUAAACAUUUGACUAUU
Oncorhynchus keta (chum salmon) is the source of this 2629-nucleotide messenger RNA. Its product is annotated as zinc finger and SCAN domain-containing protein 22-like. Gene Ontology annotation, molecular function: RNA polymerase II cis-regulatory region sequence-specific DNA binding; DNA-binding transcription factor activity. Gene Ontology annotation, biological process: regulation of transcription by RNA polymerase II. The transcript has 3 exons. The record is from RefSeq and is a predicted model, not a curated record. The coding region runs from base 183 to 2168 and encodes 661 amino acids. NCBI's taxonomy places the organism in Eukaryota, Metazoa, Chordata, Actinopteri, Salmoniformes, Salmonidae.